CGGGGUUUUCUUUAGCCGUUGAGCGGGUUCAGAAGAUAUAUAACACUACCAUAAAUUUCAGUUUGGACGUUAAUCAAGAGCGGAUGUGUACAGACCUCAUGGGCAACGUUGUGGCGAUGACCGCUGAAUGGUAUUACAGGAAGAAGAACGAGAACAACCUUCUCGCGUCCAUUGUACUAGGAUGUGGAGAUGCGGAGAUGGCGCGACUCUACACUCAAUGGGACAUUUUAUGGCUUUCGACGGCCGGUGCUCCUAUUGCUUCAAAUCAGCACGUAUCAUAUCCAACAGGACUGAACACAAACUAUUUCGUGGUGUCCCAGUGCGCUGAAUUAUUUAUCGACAUCCUUAAUAAAUAUAACUGGACAUCUGUUACGGUGGUCACCGAUCCGAGCUCUCCUCCCUUUUAUGCCGUCCUGAUGUCGGUAUUUCUCGUCAAUCUAAAAGGUCAAAGACACAUAACACAUUCUGUUCGAGAAAUUAACGCAAAGCUAGGGCGUCCGUUCGGUGGUUUUGGAUCAAUUUUAGAUGAUAUUCGUGCAAGUAGUAGAGUAGUAAUUUACUUUGGAAUCGGGAAGAUUCUGCGGGAAUUUCUGGUUACAGCAGCGUCUCUGAACAUGACAAAUGGAGAAUAUGUUUACAUUCUGACAGAAAAUAACCUUUUUCGCCCAUUUCAUUGGAAGGCUGGUGAUAAAGAUGACCUGAUCAUUACCAAUUAACAACACAAUAACGACCAACAGGGACUGGAGGGGGGUGACUCUGGCUCAGCGUUUCCUCAACCAAACUUUCACCGAUGACUUUGAUAACAGUAUGUAUAUUGACACAGAAGGGCAACGUCGUACCGAUUUUACGGUGUCUUUUUUUGACCUAAACGGAACACGCAAGGUAACGCUUAGUACCAUUUUCGUAGCCCAUUUCCAGCAGCACAGUAAUAAUAUUACCGCUUUGCUCUUCUACUCGUAUUUCAUAGCACGUGUUGCGAAAGCUUGGCGCAUCUUGAGAUCUAAUAGAACUAGUGCAUUUAACGACAUGGGUUGGCGAUUCCUUUCCUCCUCCAAACGAGCCACGUUGCGGAUAUUCAAAUCAGCGGAUGGUUUGUAUCACGCCAAGUAAUUGUUGCUCUUUGGAAAUUGGUAGCAUGCUCGCUUCGUAGCACACAUGUAC
Molecule: messenger RNA, 1161 nt
Organism: Paramacrobiotus metropolitanus
Lineage: Eukaryota; Metazoa; Tardigrada; Eutardigrada; Parachela; Macrobiotidae
Exons: 7
Coding region: 84-716 (210 amino acids)
Source: RefSeq, a predicted model, not a curated record